Molecule: messenger RNA, 2944 nt
Organism: Hypomesus transpacificus
Lineage: Eukaryota; Metazoa; Chordata; Actinopteri; Osmeriformes; Osmeridae
Product: serine/threonine-protein kinase MARK1-like
Exons: 19
Coding region: 315-2708 (797 amino acids)
Biological process (GO): protein phosphorylation; microtubule cytoskeleton organization; intracellular signal transduction
Cellular component (GO): cytoplasm
Molecular function (GO): protein serine/threonine kinase activity; ATP binding; tau-protein kinase activity
Source: RefSeq, a predicted model, not a curated record
CCGCAUUCGCGUCCCACUCAUCCUUGGCCUAUAGGCUACAGUGUCUCUCUUUCCUUCCAGUGCCCUUUCCCUUUCAGUCCUGUUUAUCGACCGAGGAAGUACACCUGCUCGCAACGAGUAGAUUAACUGUAUAUACCACCACCGGGCUGUGCGCAUAACGUGAUGUUGUGGUAGAAGGACUGUUAUUCAUGUUUGCAGCAAGGGUAAGAACGGUAUCGGGGAUGUAGAGGUAGAGACACCGCUCUCCCUAUCGGAUCGAACCGCCACUGCCCUGCCCAGUCUGCUGCAUCGCUAAGCGGCCUAAAAAGCACACGAUGUCGACAAGAACGCCGUUACCGACAGUGAAUGAACGUGAUACAGAGAAUCACUCAUCGGUGGAUGGAUUCACAGAGCCGCCUGCUCCUCCAGCCAAGUCGGCCAGCCGCCACAGCCUUGCGCGCUGCCGUAGCUCCCUCACCUCCACCGAGGAGCAGCCCCACAUUGGCAACUACCGCCUUCUCAAGACCAUCGGCAAGGGUAACUUCGCCAAGGUCAAGCUUGCUCGACAUAUCCUGACCGGACGAGAGGUGGCUGUGAAGAUCAUUGACAAAACCCAGCUAAACCCCACUAGUCUACAGAAGCUUUUCAGGGAAGUCCGGAUAAUGAAAAUACUAAAUCAUCCAAAUAUAGUUAAGUUAUUUGAAGUAAUUGAGACAGAGAGGACGCUGUAUUUGAUAAUGGAGUACGCAAGUGGAGGCGAGGUAUUUGAUUACCUAGUGGCUCAUGGGAGAAUGAAAGAGAAGGAGGCCAGGGCCAAGUUCAGACAGAUAGUGUCUGCUGUGCAGUACUGUCACCAGAGGAGGAUAGUACACAGGGAUCUGAAGGCAGAGAACCUGCUCCUGGACGCAGACAUGAACAUCAAGAUCGCAGACUUCGGCUUCAGUAACGAGUUUACGCUGGGCAGCAAGCUGGACACGUUCUGCGGCUCCCCUCCCUACGCCGCCCCGGAGCUCUUCCAGGGGAAGAAGUAUGACGGGCCCGAGGUGGACGUCUGGAGCCUGGGGGUCAUCCUCUACACCCUGGUCAGCGGAUCACUGCCCUUCGACGGACAGAACCUCAAGGAGCUGAGGGAGAGAGUUCUCAGAGGAAAAUACCGGAUCCCGUUCUACAUGUCUACCGACUGUGAGAACCUGCUGAAGAAGCUGCUCGUGCUCAACCCUGGCAAACGAGGAAGUUUGGAUCAAAUCAUGAAAGACCACUGGAUGAAUGUGGGCCACGAAGAGGAGGAACUGAAACCCUACCACGAGCCUGAGACCGACUUCAAUGACUCGGUCCGGAUAGAGCUGAUGGUGACGAUGGGUUUCCCAAAGGACGAAAUCACUGAGUCUCUUCUGGGCCAGAAGUAUGAUGAGGUCAUGGCCACCUACCUCCUGCUGGGGAGGAAAACUCCAGAGUUCGAGGGCAGCGAGUCCCAGUCCAACAGCAACUUGGGCCAGCGACAACGACCCACCAGCGAACUCAACACCAGCUCCAGCCAAUCACCUACCCACCUCAAGGUCACACGCAGCAUCUCAGCCAAUCAGAAGCAGCGGCGCUACAGUGAUCAUGGUGGGGAUGAUGAUGAUGUCAUAGAGAAGCCAAUGGGUCCGUCUGUGCCCCCUGCGGUGUCGUACUCUAAGCGCGGUCAGGCCCUGAGUGUGGAGAGUGACCACCGGGAGGAAUGGGACGGGGCUCGCAGGCUGGAGCUGGCAUCCUCUAAGGGGGAUGUCGCAGCCUCGCCGUCGGGGGUGCAGGAGAGGAAGAAAGUGACCAGCGCCGUGGGGACUAACGGAGGAAUGACUCGUAGGAACACAUACGUGUGUGAACGGACCUCCACGGACCGCCACUCUGCUAUCCCCAACGGCAAAGACAGCAGUCUAACCGAGGUGUCUGGUAGCUCCCUGUCUGCCUGCGGGUCUGCACUGAGCUCCACGCGGCCUUGUCACACCAAAUCCAUGUCAUCAUCAGGACACCCGUCCAAGAGCACGCUGCCCCCUAUUGACGACAACAGUGAACUCAAAGCAGGUUCCUCUGCGCGGGGGCCGCCCACCUCCCCGUCCGUCCAUAGCAUCAGCACCCCGGAGAAGAACCGCUUCCCGCGGGGAACCACGAGCCGCAGCACCUUCCACGGUGCCCAGCUUCGAGACCGCCGCAGCGCCACUUACAACGGCCCCCCUGCCUCCCCCACCCUCUCCCACGACACGGGGGCUCUGGCCCAGCAGCGCAGGGGCACCUCCACGGGCAUCAUCAGCAAGAUCACCUCCAAGUUUGUCCGCAGAGCUAUGUCUUUCAGGGCAUCCACGAGGCUUCCUAGUGAGGGAGAGACCAGCACCAGGACAGAAACACCCAGGAGUGCGUCUGGGGAGACCAAGGAUGACGGCUCCUCAAAGCCUCGCUCGCUGCGUUUCACUUGGAGCAUGAAGACCACUUCCUCCAUGGAGCCCGCCGAGAUGAUGAGGGAGAUCCGGAAAGUUCUCGACGCCAACAGCUGCGACUACGAGCAGCGGGAACGCUUCCUGCUCUUCUGCGUCCAUGGCGACGCUCGCCAGGACAACCUUGUCCAAUGGGAGAUGGAGGUGUGCAAGCUGCCUCGACUAUCCCUAAACGGAGUGCGCUUCAAGAGAAUAUCGGGCACGUCCAUCGCCUUCAAGAAUAUCGCCUGUAAAAUCGCCAACGAGCUCAAACUGUGACGGAGGGAUACAACAGUGGUCAGAGUUUCAGUCAUGACUAAGACCUCACACAGCACUUGGAGGAAGUCGCCUUUCAGAAUCAGGGUGGAAUUUAGGCUAGUGCUGGGCAAUGCUGGCCUUGAAUGUACAGGGCAGUGGGACAUAGAGAUACUGCUAUUUUCACCUUCAGCAGAGGGGAGCAAUGGCCCUUCUUGUCCAUACCACUCUCUGUCUUUCUCUCUUCCUCUCUCUGUCUU